AUGUCCCUGGCGUCUAUCUUCGUCUUCCUCCUCGUGUUCGCGCUGCAGCUGCUCGACCGCUACCUCGACCUCGCCAGAAAGAGGGGAGCACAUAGUGAUGAACUGACCAAACUACGGCUUGAAAUCAAGCAACUUUUGGAGGAGGCCGAUCAGUUGUCAACGCCGUCCACAUUUGCACAAGCUGCUAAACUCAAGCGCUUGGCCGCUGCCAAGGAGAAGGAACUGGCGAAAAUGCAGGAACAGGACCUUAAAGGGAAGCAAUCCUUAUACGACAAAUAUGCAAAGUUUUUGUUGGUUACUAAGGUAAUAAUUUAUGCCGUGCUCAUUCUGUGCUUCUGGAGUACUCCUGUUACUACAGUCCCCCAACAUCUUCUACAGCCCUUCGGAAAAAUGUUUUCCUGGAGAGGUGUUGAUACUGCCACCGGCCAUGUUGUGGUUGGAAUACUCCCGUGGCUGUUUUUGACCUCUCGGGUCAGCAAGCUGCUGUGCCAAAAAUUCGGGUUCGUGCUUGUGCGUCCGUAG
Miscanthus lutarioriparius is the source of this 522-nucleotide messenger RNA. NCBI's taxonomy places the organism in Eukaryota, Viridiplantae, Streptophyta, Magnoliopsida, Poales, Poaceae. The record is from the annotation of a GenBank genome assembly.